GGUCGUUGACGAUAGAAGAGAAUAGGCUGCGGUAGUGAUGCAUGUUAAUGUGUUAAUGAGUAUGUGGUUCAGCUCUACAUGCGCUGGUUUGAAGCUUUGACUGAUUUGGAAAUGCUACACGUUCACUGCUGCGUUUAAACAACGAUGAGCGGUGGAGGGGACAUUAGAAACUACGCAUCCUCCUUCGAAAACUUUGUACCUUGGACUGAUUUGUUUUUGGACUGGCACUUUGUAUUGUAAGGUUAAGCCCCAACAGCAAUACGGAGAAACCCCAAACAUCAGAUGGCCCCUAUGAGGGGAGGAAGACAGGAAGCAGACAUGCAGUGGAAGAGAGCAAGAGAUGAAUAAUAAUUCAUAAUUAAAUGCAGAGAGGCGUAUUAAUGUAUGGUUAGUGACGAUGCAACCAGUGCAUCAUGGGAAUUCUGUGUUUUGUUUGCAGUCAUGACGAGGUGGGCGAGAGCUAACAACGUCCACAAACACAAACCAGCGGAGGCCACCCCCUGGAGUCAGCUGAGAACAAGACGACCACCAGGAGCCGGAGGAGGCGACGGUGGCAGCAGCAGCACUGCUGGCGUUAAAGGAGUAGCUGAGAGGAAUCCUCUGAGAAAGACACAGCCCAGUGGGUCUGCUAUAAAGAAACCCAACGGCAAGAAAAAGCAGUACGUCAGCGAGGAUGUAAACGGCUUCCUGGAGUAUCUCCAGCAAACGGGGCAGCACCUGGCUAAAAAAAGUCAGGAGGGAGAGCAUGAGCUCAGAGAGGAGGUGCAAAAUGCUCUAAAGAAGGACAAGAAGAGGGAGGACAGGAGGAUAAAAAGACAGACCAAUAAGAAGAACAAAAUGUUCUGUUUUAACUGCAGGAAGCCCGGUCACGGGUUGGCAGACUGUCCAGAGGCUGACAGAGAUGAGGAGAUGGGCCGAGGCAUCUGCUUCCGCUGUGGCUCCACUGAACAUGAAAUCUACAAAUGCAAAGCUAAAGUGGACCCUGCUCUGGGUGAUUACCCAUAUGCAAAGUGCUUUAUCUGUGGUCAGACUGGACAUCUGUCACGAUCCUGCCCUGAUAAUCCCAAAGGACUUUACGCUCAAGGAGGUUGCUGUCAUAUUUGUGGCUCAGUGGAACAUUUUCAGAAGGACUGUCCAGAGCACCAGACUCCAAAUAAUCAUGUGACAGUGGGCUGGUUGUCCAACAACAUGAGUGCAGACCAUGAGGAAGUGCACAUUCCAGUAAAGAAAGCCAAACCCAAGCAGCCUAAAGUGGUGAAGUUCUAAUCACAGAACUGAGCAGUGCUAAUGUGUGACCCUCGUUGUACUUCUCUGACCCACCUCAGCUUCUGGACUUCAUAAAUGGACAGGUUACCCACUAACAGGGAAUGAAGUCUUGUAUACCACUGUAUAUGAAUGAGAUCUUUUUAAUAAAAAGUUUUCCACAGCUA
This is a messenger RNA of Maylandia zebra (zebra mbuna), 1430 nucleotides long. RefSeq names its product zinc finger, CCHC domain containing 9 (gene zcchc9). Gene Ontology annotation, cellular component: nucleolus. Gene Ontology annotation, molecular function: nucleic acid binding; zinc ion binding. Lineage: Eukaryota; Metazoa; Chordata; Actinopteri; Cichliformes; Cichlidae. The record is from RefSeq and is a predicted model, not a curated record.